Messenger RNA from Geodia barretti, 300 nucleotides. Lineage: Eukaryota; Metazoa; Porifera; Demospongiae; Tetractinellida; Geodiidae. The record is from the annotation of a GenBank genome assembly.
AUGGAACCCCAUAUCGGCGCAAUUGUCGACACACCUGCCAAGGUACUCGAACUCCUCGAAAUCGUCAACUCACCGUACCUCAAAGUCAACUUCGACAUCAGUCAUUUUGAUAUUGUGGGUAUGCCGACGGAAGAGACGGUGGCGGCGUUAGCAGCGGUAUCAGCACAUACACACGUCAAGGACCAACGGGGGACUGCCCCUGAUCACGAGUUCCUCAUCCCCGGCGAAGGUCCUUUUGAUUAUGUCGACUAUCUCAAACGGAUGCAAGCACACGGUUAUGACGGAUUCAUCACCUGCUGA